This is a messenger RNA of Exaiptasia diaphana, 2976 nucleotides long. RefSeq names its product dopamine D2-like receptor. Gene Ontology annotation, cellular component: dendrite; membrane. Gene Ontology annotation, molecular function: G protein-coupled serotonin receptor activity; neurotransmitter receptor activity. Gene Ontology annotation, biological process: chemical synaptic transmission; G protein-coupled receptor signaling pathway, coupled to cyclic nucleotide second messenger. The record is from RefSeq and is a predicted model, not a curated record. Lineage: Eukaryota; Metazoa; Cnidaria; Anthozoa; Actiniaria; Aiptasiidae. The coding region runs from base 870 to 1853 and encodes 327 amino acids. The transcript has 2 exons.
GCUCCAGUUACCCGACUGUUACUUAUCAGUGAAGAAGCCUUAGAAAAAUUUGUAUUUAUUAUGAGUACUUCUUAACGUCCCAUCAAUAUACGAAGUCGACUUUCCCUAUAAUACAGUGUUGAUCAAACAAUCAUUAAAUCAAUUGAAAUUGAGUAAUUUGUAACGCGCUUCUUCAAGUGUAAUCCUUUUAUCUCAAUACGUCAGUUUUUCGUCUCGAAUGUCARAUAAUUUCCCCUUGCACAAUCGUUGUUCAGUCGCUAUCAUAUCGAGACGAGUUAACCCACGUGCACGUCUUCUACAUUUUGUAUUUGCUUGUUCUCGUUUUGAGAAUGCAGAAAUUUGUCAACAAAAGAUAUUAUAAGGUAAUUAUAUUGAGAUCAAAUCUUUUGUCUAUGAUCAAGUUUUGYAAUUCUUCUAAACAAAACUCUUACUAUGUUUCAGCCUCAUCGUCAUUUAGUCAAUCAUAAGAUUGACUAUCUAAAGCUAGGUACAAAAUUUGCAUGGCUUUACAAUGAAAAUGAAAAGCCAUCAAUAACAAAUAUAAGGGAGGGUUCAUUUACCGCUYAGCAAGAGAGKACUUUGGCUCAAACCCUUCGAGUCGUCAAGCUAAAGCCACGUACAAUGCGUGGACUAAGAACAUUGGCGGGGCUAAAUCCUACGCUGAGAACCUACGGCAGAAAACUCGUAACAUCCACAAGGAAAAUCGCGUCUGGAAACMGUUUUUUGUAGAAGGCGUCAUAUCAUUACUAAAAGUCCAUUCAUUUUCUAUCGACAAAGACUCUGGAUUAACUGUGAAUUAAUUAAAGUGGAAUUAUUCAUCUUCGUCAAGAAUCAUACCAAGUUAAUUCUGGACCAGCUAGACACUAGACAUGAAUCAAACUACAGGACCUUCAUUACCUCGUCCUACUGAGAGAUAUUUCGCCGUUUGUGUAACGGCAAUAUUGAUACCAUUGAUUCUGGUUGGUAACAUCCUUGUUAUCAUAUCUUACAAGAUAAACCGUCGACUUAGAACACGAACCAAUACAUUUCUCAUAAGCCUCGCCGUCUCAGACAUGAUUGUUGGUGGAGUGAAUUUACCAAUGUGGGUUUUCUGUAUGGUUAAAUACACUAAUUGCAUGUCAUCACCCUAUUAUAACAUGGUGUUCAAAUUCUUGGAUCGAUUUGGCGCGUUUGCGUCUAUUUUUCAUCUAACCUCCAUCAGCGUUGAACGAUACAUUGCUGUGGUACGACCUUACUUGUUUCAUCGUUUGCCUGAGAGAUUCUUCUUUGGUGCGUCAGCAUUUGCUUGGACUAUUGCAAUGGUGCUUGCAUCACUGUCGUGGCUUGGAAAUUCCCAUACGAUUCGCUACAAUACGGCGGUUUUCGCUAUUGGGUUUGUACUUCCUGCUACAAUCGUUCUUUCAAUGUACGUUGGGAUAUUUAGAUCCGCUAGGGCACUGCUCARGAGGACACCGUCAUUCAGUGGGGAUAGAAACCACAAUGCUAAUAUAAUCCGUGAAGACCAUAAAGUUGCUGUAACCGUUGCUGUUAUCAGUGGACUAUUUAUCAUUGCCUGGCUACCAUUUUUUCUUUUGUCAAUCAUUGUUUCAUACUGUCCUCAUUCAACGGUGCCAUGCCUCCCUACAACUCAAGCUGAUAUUUUCCGACUGGUAUCGGCAGUAAAAUGGCUGCAUUACAGUAACAGCAGUGUGAAUCCUAUAGUUUAUGCCUUUCGAGACGAAGAAUGGAAAAAAACCUUCAAGAAAAUCAUAUUUCGGCUUGGAAAAAAGGGUGAUUUGCUGCGAACGCUGGGAAAUUCUGUUUCAUAUGCCUCUCCUUCGGCAAAUAAAACACAUGCAGUGGUCUAUUUGUGAUCUGCAUCUAUAUGUUAUUCGGUAUACUACGUAAACAGCUGUAAAAGAUGCUUUAAAGCUGUAUGAACGAAUAUAACAUACUCGACUCCAAGCCAGUUGCACUGGCAUCCCAUAAUUUUUACACUGGAAGACUAGGAGGAUUUAAGAUGGAGACUGCUAUAAAGUCACUGAAAAACACAUGGCGAUCAAAGAUUUCGCAGCAUAAAUCAUUUAUAUAAUUCACGAACUUAGUUGUCAGAAUAUUAAUCAUGCAACAGUAGUCUAUUGCGCUCAUGAUAUACGAGUACCAUCAUGAUAUCCGUCGAGGAUUGUUGACUUGGAAAAAAAAAUCGAUCAAACUGAACACCAUAAGUUAGGGUUCAGCACGUUUUUUUAUAAUACUGAUAUGUACAAGAGAUUUGUAAAAAAUAUUAGUAAGCUUUUUUUGAUGUUAAUUAUACAAGAAAGAAGCUAAAACGCUGUCUUAAUAUUAGGUAAAAAUAAAAGUUUGUUUACAAAUACUUAGCGAAUCAUAAAGAUACUAAAUGAAAUGCCUAGAAUGAUUAUUCAACACAGUGUUUGUUAUGAAUUCAUUGGUAAUCGGAGGAAAUGAAGCACGGUAUGUAUGUUGUAACUCCAGAAAAAGAAGAAAAAGAAGAAGAAAAAGAAGAAGAAGAAGAAGAAGAAGAAGAAGACUGGCACACUGAAUAAUAACGCGUGGCAGCUGCCUGGCUGACUUAUACAUGGAAUUAUAUUAUAGCUUCUUAUACUAUUCUACAAGAAUUUUGUAUGGUUCUCACUGCAAUACUUGUUUCAAAUACACGCAGUUGUAUUUGCGGUUUUAAAAGUAUAUUUUCGUCUCUAAAAUUUAACUUAAGUCCGAAAUUUCAAAGUCCGUUCACUGGUAACUUUUCCGGUUACUUGAAGCUUGAAUCUAUCUAACCAUGAAGACACGAAAUGUCAUAUGUUAGAAAAUAAUUAUUAUGUUCAAACUAAGACAUAUCCAUUCUUCUUUUCGUGGGCAAAUCAUUCUGAAACAAUCCCGGGCAAACAGAUUGGAAAAACCGAAAGUCGAAGUUUAAAACUUUCCAUCUAUAGAAUAUUCGUAAGCAAUUCAUCCCAGCAAAAAAAAAAAAAAAAAAAA